Molecule: messenger RNA, 2844 nt
Organism: Drosophila rhopaloa
Lineage: Eukaryota; Metazoa; Arthropoda; Insecta; Diptera; Drosophilidae
Product: serine/arginine repetitive matrix protein 1
Exons: 3
Coding region: 152-2830 (892 amino acids)
Source: RefSeq, a predicted model, not a curated record
UAUACCUAAGCUAUAUUUUUUGUAGAAAUACAUUUGUAAUUAAAAAAGUUUGUCUAAAUUUAUUUAAUGUAACCAGAUGAUUUCUAACUGAGCCAAGAGAUCGGACACCGGAUGUAUUCAAUACAAUUUCCAGAACACAAAUUUCCCUUCAAUGGCUUAUUCAGUUGGCUUGCCCGCUCAAUUAAUUAAGAAGAAUUACCUGAUCAUCGAGAAUCCUACAAAUGGAAGGAGCACAUGCACCGAAACCAUCGAUGCACAUAUCGACAACAACGUGAUUUCCUUUGAUCAGAAGAGGGGAUCCAAGCUUCACAGAAGUUCAUCGUUCUCAGUUUUUGGAUCGACUUUUGUUGGCUUGACCCUUGUCCCCGAAAGGAGAAGGAGGGUUUCUGGCGGGAAUGGAAAGUACCAUCAGCAGUCAAAUUUACUACGCAACCCACUGGUUGUGAGGAGUGGCGAGAUUCCAGAUCAGGACGAGUGCGCUCCCAGCUGCCCAUAUCGCAAUUAUCAGAAUCAGAACAAUCAACAGCAGGAUACCAAUCAAUAUAAUAGCCAGGAUUACCAGCGAACUGGAACCGCACCAUGCCAGACGGGUUAUUAUGACAAUAGCCCACCCCAGCAAUAUUAUGCACCACAAGGGUAUCAAGGUUAUGUGCCGCAGGGCAGGACUCAAGCUCAUUCCAAGGAUCGCAGUGCAAGUGAUUGUGGUUGCGAUCCAUCGCCAGGCAAACGGGCUUACCGAACACCCUCCUCGCACUACAUGGAAUACAGGGAGUUCCAGCACAGUCCCAAGAAGAAUCCUGCCCUAGACAGACCGCAAUAUGAAGAAUAUCCAGCAGAAUCCCACAGGAGUAAUCGGUUGGAGAGAAAGGCGUCCGAAUGCAGCUGUGAUUCGGAUUCCUUGCCAGGAAGACAGCCAGUUCAGAGAACUAACCGAUUGCAGAGAAAGACUUCGAUAUGCUGCUGUGAGUCGGAUUCUCCGCCAGGAAGGCAGCUAGUUCAGAGGACCAAUCGGUUGGAGCGAAAGGAAUCAGAAUGUUGCUGCUUGCCUGAAUCCUCGCCAGGAAAGCGAGUUCAGAGGAAAAAUCAGACAGAUAAAAAUUAUUACCAGAGAAAACCUACUCCCUCAGCUCAAACUUGCCCUAUUCGCUGCCAUGCUCGGUCCCACAUUCAGGCAACUCCUCCUCCACCUGCACCAAAGCGAAAGUGUCUUGCUGCUACGUCACCACCACCCACUUGCAGAAAACCCGCGCCCAGAUCAAGGUCAAUGAAUUCCACAAAAAGAGGCAGCAAGAGGAGAUGCAGUGCCUGCGAUGAAAGGGACUCCUAUCGAUAUUCCGAUGGAGAACCCACCGAUUACGUAGAGCGAAGUCAUUCUGCGACAGAGGUCCUUAGAAAUCCUUUGGUUCAAUCUCGUUCGAGCUGCGAUGGUUUGCCACAGGCAAGUUACAGUCCAGAGUGUGUCCAGCAAAAACCACGAAGCUGCAGAAAACCCAAAGCGGAAAAGCGUAGUAGCUCUCGAAGAGGACCUCCAAUCUGCUCCAACGAAACCCUGAUGGAGAAGCCAGUAAAGAGCUACCGUUUCAAUUGCCCAGAGAAUGGGAGAUGUGCGUCCUGUCGAAAACUCUGCCCGAAGUGCAACAAGAUAAAGGCCCAAAGUAAGAAAAGUGCAUUGGUCAAGAGAUGUGUCACAUCGGUGGCACAGAAAUGCUGCCCCACGUGCGGACUACUACCCAUGAUGCCUAACAUUUCUAUACCGGAUGUUACCAGCAGCAACCGCAUCAUCUACAAGACGCUGGGCCGAUGUCGACCUAGGAAGGUACCCAAAACUAGAUACGAGCUGACCAUUUGCUGCAAGAAGCGUUGUCAGGGCGGCAGGAACUCUCACUACAUGACGGGCACUAUUGCUACGAGUCUGAAAAGAAGAGCUAAGGCAGUGAUUCCUGGAGGCACUCAGGUGGCGCCAUCAAGAAGCUACAGACAGGGUCAAAAUGUUACCAGUCCAAUCCAUACAAGGAGCCAGAGCAGAGCAGGUCAUUCAUAUGUGAGCCAGGAGCGUUCUAGUCAACCUGGUCAGCACCGAGAAAGAUCAGCUGCUCCACAGCAUUUCCAAAUGCGUUCUCCUCCUGAAAACUUGGUGCAAAAGUCGGAAAGAAGGCAGAGCGAAAGGGAAUCAAAUCCCGCAUCCCUUUCUCAGCAAAGGACUAGAGCUUUAUCGCCAAUAGUAAAUGUUCCUGGUUCUUCACGUCAUCAUGACUCUCAAAGAGGUUCUCUCCAAUCUAGGGAACACUCGCCACAAGCACAUUCUUAUAGAUCACAACCAGAACCAGCACAUUCCCAUAGAUCUCAACCUGAUCCACAUUCUUAUAGAUCUAAGCCUGAACUACCCUCAUCUUCCUAUAGAUCUCAAUCUGGUCCAGCUAUCUCCAAUAGGACUGAUCCAGAUCCCCCACGUAUAUCACCGGCUUAUUUAGAACCUGCGUUACUCGAUCCGCAGUCCAAUCGAAAGGCAGCUUCCUACUUGGGCACCGAUGUGAAUCCCUUCUACAGAGGUAGUUUCCUGAAAGUGCGUUGCUCACGGGAAUCGCCUCAGACUCGCCUGAAUCCCAUUCACCAAAGAGGCGAGAAAACCAAUGAGCAGCCUAAACCGCCUAGAACUCCGGGUAUCGUCUUACCCGUAAAGUACAAUAGAUUAAGCCAAUUGCAUGCUUGGGUAUUUGGAGAUCCCUUUGUGACUGGACAUGACAGCCUGGGAACCUGGAGCUGGCGACAGAUUUUCGGGCGCAGCAAGAAGCGGAGUAAGUCCGCCAAGCCAUUGGAGUCAAAAAAAUAGGCCACGAGUCUCAU